Molecule: messenger RNA, 1230 nt
Organism: Pichia membranifaciens NRRL Y-2026
Lineage: Eukaryota; Fungi; Ascomycota; Pichiomycetes; Pichiales; Pichiaceae
Exons: 2
Biological process (GO): transmembrane transport
Molecular function (GO): transmembrane transporter activity
Source: RefSeq, a predicted model, not a curated record
CCGGACAAGGGCCUGUGGGCGUGGGUGGCCGCGGCGUGCGUGCUCUCCAUCAACACCUUCAGCUGGGGGGCGAACUCCGCGUUCGGGGUGUACUUGAGCUACUACACCACGACGGACUUCUUCCCCGGGGCCACGAUGGAGCAGUACGUGAUGAUCGGCGGGCUCGGGUUGGGGCUCUCGUUCAUCGUGUGCCCCGUGACCAACUCGCUGUGCCGGCGGUACAACUACAAGUGGGUCAUGUCUGGCGGCUCGGCGCUGGUGUUCCUCGCCUACUGGCUGGCGUCCAUCUCCACGACGGUGGUCCAGCUCAUCAUGUUCCAGGGCUUCCUGAUGGCGAUCGGCUACGCCCUGGUGGCCGGCUCGUGCUUCGUGAUCCUCCCGACGUGGUUCCUCAAGCGCCGGUCCAUUGCCCAGGGCAUCGCUGCCUCCGGCGCCGGCCUCGCCGGCAUCAUCUUCUCCCGCCCCGUGGAUCAGAUCAUCAAGAGCUACGCCUUGAGACUCGGCAUAGCCUGGGCCUUGCGCAUGGAAGCCCUUGUCUGCGGUUUCUCCCUCGUGGUCUGCAUCUGUCUUUUGCGCACAUACAGACCUUUGAUCAACGAGGAAUCCAAGAAAAAACCUUUUCUUCCAGAGUUGUACUCGUACCUCUUGAGGUUCGACUUGCUUAAACAGCCGCCCCUGAUCUGCAUCAUCUCCUGGAACAUGGUCUACGGCUUGACCUACACCAUCUUGUUGUUCUCCCUCUCCUCAUACGCCUCCUCCAUCGGCUUGUCUUACAGACAGGGUUCCAAUGUCACCACCGUCCAGAGCGUCGCCCAAGCCAUCGGCAGACCCCUCACAGGAAUGUGUUCCGAUAAAAUCGGCAGAGUCAACACAACCAUCAUCUUCACCCUCAUCAUCACCAUCCUCAUCUUCUUCUUCUGGAUUUUCAUCACCACAUACAGCCAGCUUCUCGCCUUUGCCUUCCUUGCAGGGUUCAUACUCGGCGUCAACUGGGUCAACUUCGGGCCCAUGACCGCAGACAUUGUCGGCGCAGGCCCCGACUUGACAGACGCCAUCUCCAUCCUCAUGUUCACAGGAGGAAUACCCCAGCUAAUUGCCGAAUUGGUCGGCUUGAAACUCAGACGCCCCGAAUUGUCCAAACCGUUCCUCUACUGCCAGAUCUUGUGUGGCGUUGCCGGUUUGGUAAGUGCCUUGCUUCUCUUUCCCCUUAGAGAAUGGAAAGUGAAACGU